AUGCCCGGGUAUAUUUGUAAAUAUGGUGAGAUUCAAAGUGAUAUAUGCGAAACGGCAACAGUAGCUAUUUCUUCUGUAUAUCAUCAACUUUUCAAAACCAAGACAAAAUUUUCAGGUCCAGAAGUUCUAGGAUUUGAUAAAACAAUUAUUACAGACGAAUUAUUAUCAGAUUUACCCUUUUGCCCUUAUAAUUUUCAACUUGGGAUCCUUCGAAUUUGGAUAGUAAGAAUUGGCUCUAAUGAAAUUACAACUAAUUUAGCAGACCCCGGAUUUAAAUCAGCCUUCAUAUAUCAAUAUAAUAAAAGUCAGGCUUUGUUUUUUCAAGAAAUUGAUAAAAAUCACUGCAGAGUAACAAUUUACUACGAAUGCAAUGCAUGUAUAGACUUUAUUGAACAAAAUCCAGAUUUAGUUUGGUCAAAAAUUGGAAUUCUACGGCAAUAUAAUGGAAAUCAACUUUUUGGAUUAACUAAUCAAUACACAAAAAACCUUAUACAAGCAUCUCAAAUCCCGUGUUGUACUUUGAAUGAAUGGAAUAACAAAGAAAUAAUGCUAAUAUUUACAAUUACUACCUUAAACGUCCUGAUCUACUCAAUAGAAUAUGAAAUUGGAGAUCGGGAAUUUCGAGCCUGGAAAGCAAUGCUAAAAAAUGUUAGUUGUUCUGAUAUUACUCUAUAUGAAAAAGAUCAGUCAAAAUUUGAGUUUUGGUCUCGGUCCAUUACUCUGGAUAGUGAUAGAAGUUCUUUGUCUACAUUAUACGAUCUUGGAUUUGUUACUUUAGCUCCCUUAUACUCCUCUAUGAAUGCUUUUUGGAAUUCUUUUCACAAUUCUUUGAAAAUUAAUAAAUGCGGUAUAAAUGGGCAUCGACAGGUAUUAUCUAUAAUUGCUAAUGAUUUCAACUAUGAAGUUAUUAAAAAAAACUUAGGU
Messenger RNA from Racocetra persica, 924 nucleotides. NCBI's taxonomy places the organism in Eukaryota, Fungi, Glomeromycota, Glomeromycetes, Diversisporales, Gigasporaceae. The record is from the annotation of a GenBank genome assembly.